ACAGUGUCACAAUGUAACAAGCUGCUGCUGCUGCUGCGGGGAGAGACGGACAGUGCGCGAGACCGGCCGCUGCUGCUGCUCUCCCGGGAGCCUUCACUGCCUGCCUGCAGGUCUCUGGGCCGUGGCGGGUGUCCCCAUGCCUUCUGCAGGUGUCGCGGCGGCAGCGCAGGAGUUCGGGAUGAGCGUUACGCACCCUGGGAUGUAUUGAACUUGGCCCUCUGUGACCGGGACAUCACAUCAUUAUGACUGGCUCUAGUUCUACUUUCCACCGCGCCCAUUCCAAGCACUGCCAGUCUCACCACCACAAUGUUGGGACAAAGACCAACAAACCGGCACGAUCCCGGAGUCUGCACGACCGGCCCUUGGAAUCUACUCUUACUUUAGCCCCGGCCAGCGCCUCUGGUAACAGCUCGGGGGGCUACUCGGAGGAAGAGGACAAAGAGGUGGGGGCUCUCUUCUACGUCAAUAAGAGUGGGUUUCCCAUCGACAACCAGACCUGGGAAAGGAUGUGGGGGCACGUGGCCAAAAUCCAUCCCGAAGGCAAAGACAUGGUGGAUAAGAUACGAAACACAGCUGUUCUACCCAAGCAUCCAGUGCCGUCUGUGCCAAACUACAAGGCUUCAAAGUCCAUCCCGGACUGGCUGCAGGCAGUGCAGAGAUACAUGAAGACGCUGCAAUACAACCACACCGGGACACAGUUCUUUGAGAUCCGGAAGACCAGGCCGAUCAGUGGGCUGAUGGAGACUGCGCGGGAGAUGACGCGGGAAUCCUUACCCAUUAAGUGUCUGGAAGCGGUUAUCCUGGGAAUAUAUCUGACGAACGGGCAGGUGAGUGUGGAGCGCUUCCCCAUCAGCUUCAAAACCCAGUUCUCAGGGAACUACUUUCACCACGUCGUGCUGGGGAUCUACUGCAAUGGGCGCUACGGCACGUUGGGCAUGAGCCGGCGUUCGGACCUCAUGGACAAGCCGAUGACCUUUCGGACUCUUAGCGAGCUCAUCUUUGACUUUGAAGACUCGUACAAAAAGUAUUCGCACACGGUGAAGAAAGUCAAAAUCGGUUUGUACGUGCCCCACGAUCCGCACACUUUCCAGCCAAUCGAAUGGCGGUAUCUAGUCAUCAACAUGGGGAAGAUGGUUCGAGCCGAUAUCAAGAAGGAACUGGAGAAGCAUGCACGGGAUAUGAGAAUGAAGAUCCUAAAGUCCUCAAGUGUCCAGUCACCUGUGAAAGAAAGGAGAGGGAAGUCCGUGUCCCCCCCGAGAGUCCGCAUCAGCCCCCAGAGACGCGUCUGCCGGAGAGAUAAAUCGCCGGCCAGGAUGGACAAGACCCCAGCCGACCUCAGCACUCUGAACGACGUCGGAUACCAGAUUCGGAUUUAGAACGGCCGGAGAUAAAAUCCCUGGUGCUUCCUUUUGCACUUUA
This is a messenger RNA of Pseudophryne corroboree (corroboree frog), 1419 nucleotides long. RefSeq names its product vasohibin 2 (gene VASH2). The record is from RefSeq and is a predicted model, not a curated record. NCBI's taxonomy places the organism in Eukaryota, Metazoa, Chordata, Amphibia, Anura, Myobatrachidae. Gene Ontology annotation, cellular component: cytoplasm. The transcript has 8 exons. The coding region runs from base 243 to 1376 and encodes 377 amino acids. Gene Ontology annotation, biological process: regulation of angiogenesis.